UCUGCCUUAGGUUCAGACGGGCACCUCGGAGCUGGUUCCGCCUUCUCGCAGUGUUACGGGCUUCUGUAUCCCGGUUGCCAUCCGGAUCCUGCUGUCGAGCUGAGGCCGUGUGCCAUGGACUUCUCCAAGUUCUUGGCUGACGACUUCGACGUGAAGGAGUGGAUCAAUGCGGCCUUCAAGGCUGGCCCCAAAGAGGCGCCUGCGGGAAAGGCGGAUGGCCACGCGGCCACGCUGGUGAUGAAGCUGCAGCUGUUCAUCCAGGAGGUGAACCACGCCGUGGAGGAAACAAGUCACCAGGCUCUUCAGAACAUGCCCAAAGUGCUCCGUGAUGUGGAAGCCCUUAAACAGGAGGCAUCUUUUCUGAAAGAACAGAUGAUUCUUGUCAAGGAGGACAUUAAAAAAUUUGAGCAGGACACAUCGCAGUCCAUGCAGGUGUUGGUGGAAAUUGACCAGGUGAAGUCCCGGAUGCAGCUUGCUGCUGAGUCUCUUCAAGAAGCAGACAAGUGGAGCACGCUGAGCGCUGAUAUCGAGGAGACAUUUAAGUCUCAAGACACAGCUGUGAUCUCUGCCAAGCUAAUCGGUAUGCAGAACAGCUUAAUGAUGCUUGUUGACACUCCAGACUACUCGGAAAAAUGUGUGUACUUGGAGGCUCUGAAGAACAGGCUGGAGGCCCUGGCCAGCCCCCAGAUUGUGGCAGCCUUCACCUCUCAGUCUGUCGAUCAGUCCAAAAUAUUUGUGAAGGUCUUUUCUGAAAUCGACCGGAUGCCCCAGCUCCUGGCCUACUACUACAAGUGUCACAAGGUGCAGCUUCUAGCAGCCUGGCAAGAGCUGUGCCAGAGUGAUCUUCCCCUGGACCGGCAGCUCACCGGCCUCUAUGAUGCCCUCCUUGGUGCUUGGCAUACCCAAAUCCAGUGGGCCACGCAG
Messenger RNA from Castor canadensis (American beaver), 924 nucleotides. NCBI's taxonomy places the organism in Eukaryota, Metazoa, Chordata, Mammalia, Rodentia, Castoridae. The record is from RefSeq and is a predicted model, not a curated record.